GCGGGAAUUUCCAUACUUACGUUGCCUCACGAUAAUCGAUAAUCGGUACCAGCAACAUGAACCGACCAGAUAAUCGUAGACGUGGACAGCAUACAAAGUCUGCUAAGGAACCAGUUUCCAAAAGAUAUAAACCAGAUGUCUUUCCACCAGAAGAUGAAGACUCUACAAUGUCAGGUUCUGUGGAUUUCGAUCGUGAGUCUAAUGAAAGUCUUUAUGGUCGUAAAGGUGAUGGUAAGACCGCAAAGAAAUCCACUACUACUACUGGCCAUAGUGGUCACAAACUUCACUCGGAUAUUGACUAUGAUGCCACAAAUGAUGGUGAAGAUGAUGAUGAUGACGGUGAUGUUGAUGAAUAUGAGUCGGAUGAAUUACGUGUCGUAUCAAGAACUCAAACAGUAAAAACCCGUCACGAACACGGCACUUCAAUUAGCAAGUCUACUGAUGCAUCAGUUGUGUGCACACCAAAAGAUGAAUUCGGAGCUAAAGAUAUGCGAAAUAUAUUGAAGUUGCGCUUAGACCAUCCUUAUCGUCCGUUGUGGAUUGGUCCGGAUGGGCACAUAUUUCUUGAAGCAUUUAGUCCACUAGCUCGUCAAGCUCAAGAUUUUUUAAUUGCUAUUUCCGAACCAGUAUGUCGACCACUACAUAUCCAUGAAUAUAAACUCACCUCUUAUUCAUUGUAUGCAGCUGUUUCAGUUGGUUUGCGUACAGGUGAAAUAAUUGGUUGUUUGCGUCGUUUAUGUAAAACUGAUCUACCAGAGGGCAUUGUUGCCUAUAUUCGUAGUUGUACCCUAUCAUAUGGUAAGGCCAAACUAGUUUUAAAAGGUGGCCGUUAUUUUGUUGAAAGUCCACAUCGUCAGUUUCUACAACAGCUAGCGAACGACAAAACUGUACAACAGUGUCUAGUUAAGACAACAGUUACUGAGGAAAGCGAUGAUCUGAAACAACCACAACAAGAAGUAGAAGUUGUAAAACUUUACAAUGCUGCAUCACUGGUGAUACAACACCAGCCACAAGAAGAUAAAGGUGUUAAAACUGAAAAAGAAAUUGCCAUUGAAGACAAAAUGAUACGCCUUUACGCUCGUAUAGAUGCAGAAGAAGAAGCUAGGGAGUCACAGGAAUCAGGUACUGGCACUGAUACAACUACUGCUGAUAAAUCAGACAAUAACUUUUUGGAACAACCUAGUGAUAACAUAAAUGUCAGUGCAAUUGGCAUUGAAUCAGAUGUUGGGGAUCGUGAAGGUGAAAUGAUAGAUAUAAAAAAUGACGGCAGUCGUGAUGAUGCCAAUAUUAAAUUUGUCUUGGACUCAACAGUCCCCAGUGAUUCCAAAGUACCAGUUGUUCUUGCCUUAGAAGUCAAUCAAGAUCAAAUUGAAAUACUUCAAAAAAGGUGUAUUGAAUUAGAAGUACCAUUACUGGCUGAAUAUGAUUUUCGUCUUGAUCGAGUGAACAAAGAUAUUUCAAUAGAUCUUAAAGCAAGCACAACACUCAGACCAUAUCAAGAAAAAAGUUUGCGUAAAAUGUUUGGUAACGGUCGUGCACGUUCUGGCGUUAUCGUAUUGCCUUGUGGCGCUGGAAAGACACUGGUGGGUGUUACAGCUGCCUGUACAAUAAGAAAGCCAACAUUUGUUCUAUGUACUAGUGGUGUUGCUGUUGAACAAUGGCGCUCACAAUUCAAAUUAUGGUCUACUAUUGAAGACAGUCAAAUACUUCGUUUCACUAGUGAUGCAAAAGAUCGUCCAAAUCAAAGUUCACAUAUAUGCAUUAGUACGUACAGUAUGAUUGCGCAUUCAGCAAAACGUUCCUAUGAAGCUGAUCGAAUGAUGACUUGGAUUAAAGGCCAAGAGUGGGGUCUUAUGAUUCUAGACGAAGUACACACAAUCCCAGCGAAAAUGUUUCGUCGAGUAUUAACUCUAGUACAAGCACACUGUAAACUAGGUUUGACAGCUACAUUGGUUCGUGAAGAUGAUAAGAUAACAGAUUUGAAUUUUUUAAUUGGACCUAAAUUAUAUGAAGCAAAUUGGUUGGAAUUACAACAACGUGGUUUUAUUGCACGUGUUCAAUGUGCAGAAGUAUGGUGUCCUGUUACACCAGAAUUUUAUCGAGAAUAUUUGAAUAUGAAAAGUAUGAAGAAGUUGCUGUUGGCUGUGAUGAAUCCGAAUAAAUUUCGUGCCUGUGAAUAUCUUAUCCGUUAUCAUGAAAGAAGAAACGAUAAGAUUAUUGUAUUCGCUGAUAAUGUAUUCGCUUUGAAAUAUUAUGCUACAAAAAUGGGACGACCAUUUCUAUACGGUCCAACUGGUCAAGCCGAACGUAUGCAAAUAUUACAGAAUUUUCAGCAUAAUCCCAAUGUGCCAGCAAUAUUUGUAUCUAAAGUUGCUGAUAACUCUUUUGACUUACCCGAAGCAACAGUACUCAUUCAAAUCAGUGCUCAUGGUGGUAGUCGUCGUCAAGAAGCUCAACGUUUGGGUCGUAUUCUGCGAGCGAAACGAGGAAUGGAUGCUGAAGCCUACAAUGCAUUCUUCUAUUCACUAGUAUCUCAGGAUACUAUGGAAAUGCAGUAUGCUUUGAAACGUCAACGUUUCUUAGUCAAUCAAGGAUAUGCGUAUAAGGUAAUAACAAGACUAGCUGGAAUGGAGAAUGAAUCCUUAAAGUUGAGUACAAAACAAGAACAAGCAGAGUUGUUGCAUCGUGUACUAGCUAGUACCGAUGAGGAUGCAAUGGAAGAGAAACUGCCAAGUGAUCCUGAUGGUUUGGGCUUUUUAAAUAGUCGUGUAGGACCAUCAAGUGUUAUUCGUAAACCAGGUAAAAUGUCCAGCUUAUCAGGAGCAGAUGAUGCUAUAUACGUGGAUACUAGUUCAUCAGCUGCUCGUAAAGAAAAACAAAAAGAAAGACAUCCACUAUUUCGUUUAUUUAGAAGUUGAUAAUUGUCCAUUUAUGCACAGAUAUUUUCACUUGUCUUUCAGAAGGACAGUAUCUGUCUUGGACAUUAUUUUGGGUACAUAUUGUACAUAUCUUUUUCAUGCUCUUGUGACUUUUAUGUUCAUCACUGUAAUUAUGAAAUGCUUUCUUCUUUUGCUUCUUUUAAAAUGACGAGAUUGUACACACAAUCGAAUUUAAUAAUAUAUUUUCAUGUGCCA
Molecule: messenger RNA, 3134 nt
Organism: Trichobilharzia regenti
Lineage: Eukaryota; Metazoa; Platyhelminthes; Trematoda; Strigeidida; Schistosomatidae
Source: the annotation of a GenBank genome assembly